Messenger RNA from Nicrophorus vespilloides, 512 nucleotides. RefSeq names its product 6-pyruvoyl tetrahydrobiopterin synthase (gene purple). Bases 23 to 448 code for a protein of 141 amino acids. NCBI's taxonomy places the organism in Eukaryota, Metazoa, Arthropoda, Insecta, Coleoptera, Silphidae. Gene Ontology annotation, cellular component: mitochondrion. Gene Ontology annotation, molecular function: 6-pyruvoyltetrahydropterin synthase activity. Gene Ontology annotation, biological process: tetrahydrobiopterin biosynthetic process. The record is from RefSeq and is a predicted model, not a curated record. The transcript has 3 exons.
AGGUUGUUGUAAGUAAAAUAAGAUGUCCAGCAUGCCAAAAGCCUAUUUAACGCGAAGAAUACAGCUUUCUGCUUGCCACCGAUUGCAUAGCACUUCCCUGACUGUCGAAGAGAACGCUCGUGUCUACGGAAAAUGCAAUAACAUCAACGGCCAUGGUCAUAACUACAUUGUUGAAGUUACUCUUUUCGGAGAAGUAGAUCAGCGUACAGGUAUGGUUAUGAACUUGACUGAUUUGAAGGCUGAGAUGGAAACAGCCAUAAUGGAUGUAGCAGAUCACAAGAAUCUGGAUAAAGACGUGGCAUACUUCAAAGACGUUCCCAGCACUACAGAAAACGUUGCUAUAUUCUUCUGGUGUAACCUGAAGCAAACCAUGAAGAAACCAUCCUUGCUAUACGAAAUCAAAAUCCACGAGACCGAAAAUAAUAUUGUUAUCUAUAGAGGAGACUAGUUCAUUUUUAGACUAAUCGAUAAACUUGUAUUAUUGCUUUUAAACUUGUUUUCACAGAAUUUUU